Messenger RNA from Thamnophis elegans (Western terrestrial garter snake), 418 nucleotides. It is a transcript of the gene MRPL57, whose product is annotated as mitochondrial ribosomal protein L57. Gene Ontology annotation, molecular function: structural constituent of ribosome. NCBI's taxonomy places the organism in Eukaryota, Metazoa, Chordata, Lepidosauria, Squamata, Natricidae. Bases 5 to 319 code for a protein of 104 amino acids. Gene Ontology annotation, biological process: mitochondrial translation. The record is from RefSeq and is a predicted model, not a curated record. The transcript has a single exon. Gene Ontology annotation, cellular component: mitochondrial ribosome.
AGGCAUGUUUCUGACUCGAGUACUGUUUGGAAAGAGAAUUCCUGGAAAACAAUGGAUUGGUAAAAACAGACGGCCAAGAUUCGUUACUCAUUUAAUGAAGGCAAAUAUGAUUAAGAGACUUGAAAUUGAAGCUGAAAAUAUAUAUUGGCUAAGUUGUCCAUAUAUGACAAAAGAGCAGGAGUAUCGCCACGAUGAAGAAAAUGUACUUAUGUUAAAGCAGCAAAGAAUAGCUGAAGAGAGAGCAAAGUUUCUUGAACACAAGUAUGUUGCAGAAAAUCUGAAACACCUUAAUGUGACCAAGAGAUGGGCAGGUUCCUGAUCUGUGUCCUUUGCCUUUCUAAUGGGUUUUAUGGAUUCAGUGGACUUGCUUUUAGUGGCAAUGAAAGUCAUAAAAUAAAUAUAUUCUUGUUUUCAACCA